UAAAAGUUUUGGUUCAAGCGCAAGUACCUGAUGCUAUGAUGAGAACACCAUAUUUCACUAGUUUAUUUCAAGCAACUGCAUUUUGGUUUUGUCUGACAUAUAUUUUCAAAAUAUUAGUUGAAGAAAAUGGGAAAACACCCGAAGACAUUGCUACAGAAACGAAUGCACAAAAGGUAUGGAGAGGUGCAUUAUCUGAAGCUGUAAAAGUUUUGGUUCAAGCGCAAGUACCUGAUGCUAUGAUGAGAACACCAUAUUUCACUAGUUUAUUUCAAGCAACUGCAUUUUGGUUUUGUCUGACAUAUAUUUUCAAAAUAUUAGUUGCCACAUCAUAUUUAUUUGUGACGAAUAUAAUAUUUUUCAGUUCGAUUGUUACAUCAUUAUAUUCAUUCUAUACGGCUGUACUUGCUGAUCCUGGAUUUGUUUCAAAAUUAAAAUCUCGUGAAGAACAAAAACAAUUAAUAAUUGAUCUAGCUAACAAAGGAAUGUUAGAUGCAAGGCAUUUGUGUUUUAAAUGUUUGGUUGGUAUUUUUGAAUAUUGGUAG
Messenger RNA from Entrophospora sp. SA101, 542 nucleotides. Lineage: Eukaryota; Fungi; Glomeromycota; Glomeromycetes; Entrophosporales; Entrophosporaceae. The record is from the annotation of a GenBank genome assembly.